AAGCAACCCUGUGUGGGAUGGGAUCCUCUGGUGGCCAGCUUGUGGCCCGAGGGCCCCAUGUUGGACACUUUUGAUUUCCAGUACAAAGCUAGUAUACUACUGUUGCUGUCUGCAUAUUAACUUUGAUCCAUGCUAUGUCUCCUAUCCAAAAAUGACGGUGACGCUGACGGUGAAGUUAAGUAGUUGGAGCAGAAGAAGGGGGGAAAGCGACAACGAGAGGGGCAGGAAGCUGAAUCCCGUCUCCAGCAGUUAGCAGCAGCUUCCCUGGCUCCACGGCGACGGCACAACCGGCAGCAGAUUAAAAAAAUGUCUGAGGAAGGACCGAACAUGUUGACAGGGAGGAAGACGGCGUUAAGUGAAAACAUGCUCUUUGGGAUGGGAAAUCCCUUGCUCGACAUUUCAGCUGUUGUGGACAAAGAUUUCCUUGACAAGUUUGGACUGAAGCCGAAUGACCAGAUCCUCGCAGAAGACAGACACAAAGCCUUGUUUGAAGAAAUUGUCAAGAGGAACAAAGUUGAGUACCAUGCCGGUGGUUCUACCCAGAACUCAGUCAAAAUUGCUCAGUGGAUGCUCCAGAAGCCCCAUAAGGUGGCUACCUUCUUCGGGUGCAUCGGGAAAGACCGCUUUGGCGAGAUCCUAAAGAAGAAGGCCGAAGAAGCCCAUGUCGAUGCCCAUUACUAUGAGCAAAACGAGGAGCCGACUGGUACCUGUGCAGCCUGUAUCACGGGAGACAAUAGGUCCCUUGUUGCUAACCUGGCAGCGGCAAACUGCUACAAAAAGGAAAAACACCUGGACCUGGACAGCAACUGGGAGCUGGUGAAGAAAGCCAAGGUCUAUUAUAUUGCGGGUUUUUUCCUCACUGUGUCCCCGGAGUCGAUCGUCAAGGUGGCAAGGCACGCUUCCGAUAAGAACAAAAUUUUUUGCAUGAACCUCUCAGCACCAUUCAUCAGCCAAUUCUUUAAAGAGCCCUUGAUGAAGGUUAUGCCUUAUGUCGACAUCUUGUUUGGCAACGAGACGGAGGCGGCCACAUUUGCCAAAGAGCUGGGCUUUGAGACAGACGACAUCGCAGAGAUUGCAAAGAAAACCCAAAACCUCCCCAAGGAGAACACGAAGAGGCAGCGAGUGGUGGUCUUCACCCAGGGCAAGGACGACACCGUUGCAACUGUCGGUGAUAGGGUGACCAUGUUCCCUGUUUUGGACAUAGACCAGAAUGAUAUUGUGGACACUAACGGAGCCGGAGAUGCCUUUGUUGGAGGAUUCCUCUCGGCGUUGGUCCAAGAGCACGCGUUGGAGGAGUGCAUCCGGGCCGGACACUACGCGGCUAAUGUCAUCAUCAGGCGGGUCGGAUGCACCUUCCCAGAGAAGCCAGAUUAUCACUGAUGUACCCGAAAAUGCUGCGCACGUGUCUUUUCCACAGAAAUACUUGUAUUUGUAUGUUUCGGGAUUUUACGUAUACUUAUUUUCUAUUCACAGUGACAGACUGCAUGGGACUAAUUACCUCAGCUUGACUAUUUUAUCAAGCUGUUAAAAAAAGGAAAAAUAGCAGCUCUGAUGUUUUAAUAUAAGUCAAUACUGGAAUAAUAUGUGUAUGUUUAAAGGUUUAUUCCACUAAAAUCUGUCUAUUGGGUCUGAAAAACUGAAUACCUGCAAGCCUGAGAAGGCGGUGGGAAAGUGUCAAAUGUGUAAGCACAUCUCAAGAAACAAAUCAAUAUAAUCUACCAAACUUCUCUAACAUUGAUCUAUAUUUUUCCCCACUACAGAGCAAACACUGUAUCCCAGUAACUCCUCCUCAUAGCUAGGGGUUGUGUAUUUUAGUGAUUUAUUGGGAACUUGUUAAAGGCAAAUAAUAAGCUGAUCAGUAGCAGAGAAGUGCAUUAUCCUGAAAGAGUGGUUUGAAAGGUUUCUCCAGGUACGUGUGACUUCUUCAUGGACCCUGAAUCACGGCCCAAAAAAUAAAGAUAUAUUUACAGAAACUUCUCAAGCCAUUCCUGCCACAGAAGCCACUUCUCAGUUUUACUAUUUAUCCUAAUAUUUAUUACUUUUCAAACAAUAACUGCUUUGCCUGUAAAUCGCUAAUUACGCUUAUUUAACUGGAGCUUUUGCACUCUGACAAGAUGAUAGUGACACUGAAGUGGUGUAAUUAGCAGUGAAAACUAUGAGCGCAAAGCUGUAAGGUACAAAGUUUUCAGCGUAAUCUGUUUGGGGGGGGGGGGGCUGUAAAAUGGAAACUAUACCACAUUUCCACUUCAGAGUAUUCCUUUAAUAUUUAGCUGCCAUGCUGCAGCAAUCAGGGAUUGGGUACUGACAAUCUGAAUAGAUAAUGAGAUAAAAGUGAAACAUGUUUUUUUGGUACUAUUGAAAUAAAUCAACUGAUCCCACCAUGAGACUCCUGGAGAAUUUUGACAUCUAAGAGCUGUUUAACCCAGAGGUGAUGUUUAUUUUAGGAGAUAUAAAAAAGAAAGAGGAUAUGAAAACAAUGUUAUAACCCACAGAGUUCGUGAAUUUCCUCAUUAUUUAAUCAGCCAGAGGCACAUACUCUCAUGCUAAUCACUUUUGGAUGGCUCAGCACCCUCCAUUACGGACCUGGUGUCCUGGCUCUGCUCAGCUGCCCCUCCACCCUACCCCUCAUCAUGCUUAUUGGGUCCUAACUGGACUCUUGUGGUCUGGAGCUGCACUGCAGGGCUGCAGGAGAUCAUUUUUCUCAGUUUAAGGGAUUAGCGGUCGCUCUUCGCUGGAGUCAUUAGAGGGACCUGAAAAUUAGGCUGAUCCUUCGUACCCAGCUGUGCUGUCGCUGGGGGUUGGAGAAGGGGAUCAGAGGGAGGCCCUUUCCAACCAGCACCACCCCCUCCCUGCCUCCCUCCUCCUGUCCUAUUCACUAAGGGCCAGCAGAAGUGUCGGGCAGUGUCUCGAGUGUUUUGUGGAAAAUAAUUCAACACUUAUCUGUUCUACAAAGAAGUGUGAUUGAGAUUUUUUUUCCUUUUCUUUUUUUGGUUCCCCUCGCACAACCUGUUACAUCAUAUUGUCGUUUUAUUUUCUUUGAGCACAUCAGAAGGAAUCCAGUAUUUACACUCCCCGCACACGCAGCCCUGCUUUCAUAAUGAGGCAUCGUUUAUGCAUUUAUGCUAAUUGGGGCCAUCUAGGUGAAAAUAUUCUCCAGCCAAAAUGUUAUUAACAACUUUGAGACACUUUUUUUUUCAAUCAGCAUUUUUUUUUAAAGGUUUCACACAGAUGCGCUUUGAAAAGGACCACAUUUCUGAUUGGGCAAGAUCACACUCCAUGGCAGCUGGUUCAUUUGCUUCUCAAGAUGACAGAUGGCAAAACACAAACACAAAAAGAGGGAGCCAUGAUUAAGUAAUGAGAAUGCCUGCCACAAUAAGGAAACUACCAAACAUACUUUUUUCCCCCACUUUUUGCUGGUUAACUUUUGCCUCGCUUUAUGAAAGCAAAAGGCAAGAAAGCAGACAUGGAAAACUGUACGUCUGAUUUACAUUUUUACAAUUCUGUGCUGUGUGUUUGCUGCUCCAUUUCUGCUUACCAAUCUACAAGAUUUACAGGUUUGAGUUAAACACACUGUGAGCUUUGAAGCAGGGAGAAGAAUGUCUUAAUUUUGUGAUAUUUGCCUACUUUUUUUUUUUUAAUUGAGCAUCAUUUUAAUUGCAGGCAAAGGAGUAACUGGGGCCCUGGCCAGUGUUUUGCCCCGCAGAUGGGCAGCAGUGUUUGUGAACACCAGUGCGGCAGUUGGCAGGGAUUGAGGAGGAGGUGGCGGGGUGUGUGUCUGUG
This is a messenger RNA of Pelmatolapia mariae (spotted tilapia), 3780 nucleotides long. Its product is annotated as adenosine kinase-like. Gene Ontology annotation, cellular component: nucleus; cytosol. Lineage: Eukaryota; Metazoa; Chordata; Actinopteri; Cichliformes; Cichlidae. Gene Ontology annotation, molecular function: adenosine kinase activity. Bases 307 to 1380 code for a protein of 357 amino acids. Gene Ontology annotation, biological process: purine nucleobase metabolic process; purine ribonucleoside salvage. The record is from RefSeq and is a predicted model, not a curated record. The transcript has 12 exons.